AAACAGAUUUUUCUUGGUGUGUAAGUCACAGCAAGUCCACAAAUGUGUGACCACAGCAGGUGAUACACCAGGAACUGAAGCUCCUCUCCAUCAACAGACCACACUUCCCCACCCCUCAUGACCCCUUCCAUUCCAUCCCCACCCAGCAGCUGUAUGGAUUUUAUAGAACUGGGAGACAUGGGCAGUGGCUGUGAAGAUGAGAACUGUGGCCUUUCAUCGGGCUCUCUCGAGGACUGCCCCAACCAAGAGUGCCAGUGGGAGGAACCGGAUUUUGGCUUGGUGGAGUUAGUUUGUGUGACUGUCAUAUAUAUCCCACUGAUGCUCCUCGGUCUUCUGGGAAACAUACUAACAAUUCUGGUGGUUUGGCUCCGCCCCCACAUGAGAAGCUCCACCUACCUCUACCUGAGCAGCAUGGCUGUCAGUGAUCUCUUGAUACUCCUGCUGCUGCCUCUGGAUCUGUAUAAGCUCUGGAGGCCCAGGCCAUGGCCAUUUGGAGACCUUGCCUGCAAGCUGACCAUGUUCAUGUCAGAGUGCUGCACCUUCUGCACAAUCCUCCACAUCACCUUCCUCUCCAUUGAGAGGUAUCUGGCCGUCUGCUGGCCAAUCACAGCCAAGACACUGGUGACACGCCGCAGAACCAGAGCUCUCAUUGGCUGCCUGUGGCUGGGUGCGGCCAUCAGUGCUGCGCCUGUAUUGGUCAUGGUUGGAGUGGAGGAAGUCAGGGCAGAGGAGCCAGUGCUUGGUGGAUGGCGGGAGGACAGAGGGUGGACAGGAAGAGAAGGAGAGCAGGGACGCUUUGUGACAAAUGGAAGGGAAAGAGGAAGUGGAGAAUUGUUAUCGAUGGAGGGAGGAGUAGAAGGAAGAAAGUGGGGAGAAAGUAUUGGUGAGUUGAAAUGGGUUGGAGAGACAGGAGAAAGAAAUGUGAGAACAGGAUUGAAGGAGGAGAGGAAACAAGGAGAUGAAGGAAAAACUAGGGAUGAGGGAGGUGGUAAAGAGGAGGAAGUCGAAGGGAAGCAGCAAAACAAUUUAGGAAAGGAGGAUAAAGGAGGAGGGGAAGAAAGUGUAGAUGGAGGCUGGGGUUUCCCUGACACCAGAGAGUGCCGCUGUACCGACUAUGCUGUUUCAUCCGGCCUGUUGUCGGCCAUGAUGAUUCUCUCCAACUUGUACUUCCUGGUGCCCUUCUGCAUCCUGGGAUUGGUCUACAGCCUGAUCGGACGAACACUAUGGCUCCGCCCAGAAAGUAGCCGAAGAGACCAGAGUCACCGGCACACUGUCAAAAUGCUGGGAGUGAUUGUCUUGGCCUUUGUCCUCUGCUGGCUACCAUUCCACGUAGGUCGGACCAUUUUCUCUCUUUCUCAGGCCACCAGUACUGAAGGAGAGGAAGCGUACAAUUUCUCAAAAGCACACUCAGAAAUAAGCAAUCCUUCAGAAAGCACAGACACACACUGGGCAGAUGCAGUAAAUGAGAUGCACACAAACACUGUAGUACAACAUGAAGACGUGAGCAGAGACCUCCACUUGAACGCUCAUGUAAUAACACACGCAGGGCAGAAACACAGAAACACUAGCAUGGGAAUACACCAUUUGGAUCCCAGCAUUAAAACAGGCACACAUACAACAGCACAAAACAAAACACACUCUAACACAACACUUGUUGAUAGACAGCUUGGCACAUUUGCAGACAAUUCAGAUAUAAACGAGAACAUAUACAACAGCACCUCUACAGAUAAUGACACACAGAGAAUUAUACCUUCACAUGCUAGUUUUCCCACCAGCACACAGCACCACAGGUCAAGCUCUUUAGAUGAACACACGCUCACUAAUAGUUCAUACAGGAUGCAAAUUUGCAUGGGCUCACAUACACCUCCUACCUCAGGCACCUCAAGCCCAUACCCUGUGACACCGACCCACCCUUACAGUAACACACCCUUCAACAUAACAUACACACAUCCUGACACAUAUUAUUUUUUAUACUAUCUGUCUCAGUAUUUCAACCUGGUGUCCUCUGUCCUCUUCUACCUUAGUGCUGCUGUCAACCCUUUACUGUACAAUCUGAUGUCUGCCCGUUACAGACACGCUGUCCACAGCCUCAUACACGCACACUCUCACACGCAGUCUCACAGACGGCGCACGCUCACAGGACAGCACUCCACCACCACUUUGUGAGGGGAAAUACUGAACGCACAAAUAGAAAAACGUACACAGAAGUCAGAACACUUUGCAUUUUGUUGUUAUUUUCGUUUGGACAUUAACACAUAUAUCAAAUAUGAGUAUCCUACAGGCUCUGUGGUUUUCUCUACAUUUCCUGUAUUCAAAGGCGGGGUCCUCACCACGCAUCUUUUCAUUUCGAAGGGUGUGUUAAUAGCUCAGAGCAGCCCAAAGCCGCUGUUAGCAUUGAUGUGCAGGCACAGAUUGAACACUUCUGCUGAAUACAGAGAAUAUGAAGCCCUCUUUUAUUACAGCUAGCCUGCAUUUCUCAGGAAAAUCAGACAGGAGCAUUGAUCUGUUUGUACUCAUAUUUACACAUUAAUCAAGAUAUUAUUCCUUUCACUGCAUCUUCAAUGUCUCUAUGUAAACCACAGACACAAUAGAAAACAAUUCCACACAGACACACUUAGGUACACAGCAUAGGGCUAUCAUUCAGAUGAAUGAGCUUCACUUUUUGACGCGUUUGGAGGUAGAAUAUAUUACAUUACGUGCUCUGAUGCGUCAGAUUGCCUUUAUUUGAUUCACAAUUUGGCUUUUAUCACCUCUGUGAGGGCGGUUAUGUUUCCUCUAUUGGUUUCUUCGUAUGUCAGCAGAAACACUUCGACGGGUCUCCUUUGGUGGACAGAUUCAGAAUUGAUGCGAUUGUGUUCAAUAUGCUGCCGAUUUCUGUCAUAUGAGAUCUUUUUUGGAAGUGUGUAAAAAGGAUGCCACUUUACAAACAAGUAUGGUACAUUUUCAAAAUUAAAAACAGAUCUUUAUAGGCUUUUAAAGUCAGAUUGUAUAACAUCAUGACACAAACUACCACUUUAGAUUUGUUUGUUUGUUUUUGUAAAUUGAAAUUGUUGCUCAUACUGAAAUUGAAUGUACGACUGUUAUCAAUGUACACCUUGCAAAAUGCAAUAAUCUUCCCUUGUUAUUUGAUGUGUUGCUUUACACAUGGUGCUUCCCCUUGGUUUAUAUUCAUACAGGUAUCUAUCGCAUCAUUUAAGAUGACCGUCUAGUUCAAUUUCUGGCUGUCUUUGUUUACGCUUUAUUUGCUAUGCCUUUAAAUAAAG
Molecule: messenger RNA, 3263 nt
Organism: Notolabrus celidotus (New Zealand spotty)
Lineage: Eukaryota; Metazoa; Chordata; Actinopteri; Labriformes; Labridae
Exons: 6
Coding region: 118-2166 (682 amino acids)
Biological process (GO): hormone-mediated signaling pathway; G protein-coupled receptor signaling pathway
Cellular component (GO): plasma membrane
Molecular function (GO): growth hormone secretagogue receptor activity
Source: RefSeq, a predicted model, not a curated record